AUGCCUUCGAAACAGCCCCAAACCUCGCUGUUCCAAGUCUAUCUUCGUCUGCGCCCGCCUAUUUCGCAAAGACACAAUGAAUCCGAACGCUUCCUUGCUGUCGAAUCUCCCGAGUCUGCAGACAAUGGGGAGAUCGUCCCAGCAGUCCCGACCCAUAUCACUCUGCAGCCGCCCAGUGACUCGAGAAAACGCGCAAUAGAGAAGUUUGGCUUCACAAAGGUCUUCGAAGAGGCUGCGUCGCAGUUGGAUGUGUUCCAUGACACCGGAAUGGAGCCGUUGCUCCACGGAGUUUUGAAGGAGGGCCGAGAUGGCCUGGUUGCUACGUUGGGAGUCACAGGCAGUGGAAAGGUCAAGUCCCCAAGCCACACAAUACUUGGAUCCAAAACCCAGCGUGGAAUGACCCAAAUGGCCCUCGAUGUGAUCUUCCGGUCUCUGGAGCCCACCGUGAAAACCGAAGAUGGAAGUAUCAGCCCCAUUAUGCUCGCCUCGCUGGCCGCAUCGGACACCUCUGAGGCACAGCUGUUUUCAGCCCCAACCUUCCUGGAAGCCGUGUACGGCGAACCAAAUGGUGACCGCGGUCGCAACUCAAGGGCUCAAACCCCCAUGAGUCCGUCUCGCACUCACACCCCCUUAACGGUACGGAGCCCUCUUGCCCUAAACAUCUAUCAAGGAUCGCCAACCACGCGGCCGGAUACACCUGGACCAGGUCUCCCUAUGCCAUCCAUGAAACCUGGAAGCCCCCACAAAGCGGACGCAAAUCCUCUCCCCAGUUCCAAUCGGACAGAGCGAUACGGCCCUGGCCUGUCGCUGACUGAGCAGUCUGGAAGGAUCGCCCCGGGGUUUUCAUCCUUUCUUCCCUUCACUCGCCCGAACCUACAGGAAUCACGUUUUGCUAAAUCUCGACUUUAUGUCUUCAAGGAACCGACUCCGGCAUUGAUUUUCCCUCGCCGGAAUGUGCGUGAGCGACCCAGUGUACUGCCCAGACUGCCUGAUGUGAGCCAUCUUGCCGUGGACAUGAACCCGAAUUCGGACUAUGUCGUUUUGGUUUCCAUGUACGAGGUGUACAAUGAUCGCAUUUUUGAUCUGCUCUCACCGGCGAUUACUACCGGGCAAGGAAACACCAUGUCGCGUGGGAACAGUCAAAAGGAUCGCCGACGCCCGCUGCUCUUCAAACCAACCGAAGGUUCUCCAGACCGAAAAGUCGUGGCCGGCUUGCGCAAGAUUGCCUGCAGCACCUACGAAGAAGCAUUGGCUAUUCUGGAUGUUGGUCUGACCGAGCGAAAAGUGACCGGCACAGGGUCCAACAGUGUGAGCUCCCGAAGCCAUGGCUUCUUCAGCCUCGAGGUCAAGAAGCGGUCAUACAGCAAACGAACGGGCGAGGUAAACUGGACAGGAAACGCACUGACGGUUGUGGACUUGGCUGGUUCUGAACGAGCGAGAAAUGCAAAAACGGCCGGUGCUACUCUUGCCGAGGCUGGCAAGAUCAACGAAAGUUUGAUGUAUUUGGGCCAAUGCUUGCAAAUGCAGAGUAAUAUUCAAGACGGAGCCAAGACUGCCCUCGUGCCAUUCCGCCAGUGCAAACUCACGGAGCUCCUGUUUUCCAAUUCCUUCCCUUCGCCAAACCAGAUGUCCCGUGGCCACCACCCACAAAAGGCGGUUAUGAUUGUGACGGCCGAUCCUUUGGGGGACUUCAAUGCCACAUCCCAGAUUCUGCGCUAUUCCGCCUUGGCCCGUGAGGUUACUGUGCCACGCGUGCCUUCGCUGACGGAGUCAAUCCUCUCGACCGGAUCUGGCAGAGGCCGAUCCGCUAGCGGACGCACCUCCCCUCAAUACGCAUCAGGGGAAGAGCUCGAUCGGGCUACCGCCGAGAUUUCACGGCUGACACAAGACUGUCAUGGAUUUGCUCUGAAGCUCGCAGAAGAAGAAAUCGCUCGCUCCGAGGUCGAGAUGUGUUUGCAGGCUGCCGAGGAACGAUGCAUCAUGAUCGAGCAAGAAGUUCGAGAAGAGUGUUGGGCUGAGAUGGACGAGAAAAUGGAGGAGGAAAGGCGACGCUGGCAGAAUGCCUGGGAUGAGCAGAUUGGCCGCAACGACGAGCACAUCGAUAAAAAGAUCGAGCUUGUCUCUCGCGGGUUCCACAUCUAUGAAGACCCCGAGCCAUCUGCAGACGAGCGCGUUGAAGACCUCGAAAAUGAGAACGAUCAGCUUCGCCGCCGUAUUGCUACCCUCGAGCGUGAAAUCAACAGCCGGUCUCCAACCCGCAAGCCUCGGCCCAAGAACCUUGCGCCUCCUCGAUCGUCGAACUUACUGGGCCGAGAGAGCGAUAUCGAAAACGCACUGCAGCGCAUGGACCAGCUGAAACUCACGGACAGCAUGUUCUCCCCUGCCUCCCCAGUGGCUUCGUCGCCCGGCAAGAAGCAAAGAAAGAUGGCGACGCGGAAAUGGGACCUGGCUCCCGAGAGCGAGAUCUAA
This is a messenger RNA of Penicillium alfredii, 2469 nucleotides long. RefSeq lists its product as uncharacterized. Gene Ontology annotation, molecular function: microtubule motor activity; ATP hydrolysis activity; ATP binding. Bases 1 to 2469 code for a protein of 822 amino acids. NCBI's taxonomy places the organism in Eukaryota, Fungi, Ascomycota, Eurotiomycetes, Eurotiales, Aspergillaceae. The record is from RefSeq and is a predicted model, not a curated record. Gene Ontology annotation, biological process: microtubule-based movement. The transcript is spliced from 6 exons. Gene Ontology annotation, cellular component: microtubule; kinesin complex; nucleus.